Molecule: messenger RNA, 847 nt
Organism: Stomoxys calcitrans (stable fly)
Lineage: Eukaryota; Metazoa; Arthropoda; Insecta; Diptera; Muscidae
Product: trypsin
Exons: 1
Coding region: 31-798 (255 amino acids)
Biological process (GO): proteolysis
Molecular function (GO): serine-type endopeptidase activity
Source: RefSeq, a predicted model, not a curated record
AUCAGUUUCGUUUUUUCUCUGGACAGCAAUAUGUUACGUUUCGUAGUUUUGUUAUUUGCCUUGGUGAGCACCUCCCUGGCUGGCGUCUCCCGCAAUGAUUUCUAUGGACGCAUUGUAAAUGGCGUUGCCACCACCAUUGAGGAACAUCCCUAUCAGGUCUCCCUGCAAGGUCUCUCCGGCAGUCAUUUCUGUGGCGGUUCCAUCAUCAGCGAAGAUAUCGUUGUAACUGCUGCCCAUUGCAUGCAAUCGCACUCCGCCUCUCAAUUCAAGGUUCGUCUCGGCUCCACUGAAUACAACACUGGUGGUGAAUUGGUAGAGGUCAAGGCUUUCAAGUUCCAUGAAAACUAUAACUCCGGCACCAUGAAGAAUGAUGUGGCUGUCAUCAAAUUGGCUCGUCCCGUCAAGGAAUCCGCUACGAUCCGUUUUGUUAAAUUGGCUGAUAAAACACCUGCCACUGGCACUCCUGCUGUGGUCACCGGCUGGGGCACCACCUGCUUCAUGGCUUGCAAUACUUUGCCCAAGACCUUGCAAAAAGUUGUAGUUGAUAUUGUCGAUGAGAAGACUUGCUCUUCCAGCGAAUACAAAUAUGGCUCUAAAAUCAAGCCCACCAUGGUGUGUGCCUAUGCCGAAGACAAGGAUGCCUGCCAAGGCGAUUCUGGUGGCCCAUUGGUUGCUGGAGGCAAAUUGGUCGGUGUUGUUUCCUGGGGUAAGGGCUGCGCUCUUCCCGGCUAUCCCGGUGUUUAUGCCGAUGUUCCUUCUCUCCGCACAUGGAUUGAAAAGACCGCCAAGGAAUUGUAAACAUUUGUUGCGAAGAAAAAAAUAAAUGUGAUUAUUUGAUUAUUUUGAA